Molecule: messenger RNA, 6277 nt
Organism: Phlebotomus papatasi
Lineage: Eukaryota; Metazoa; Arthropoda; Insecta; Diptera; Psychodidae
Gene: rols
Product: protein TANC2
Exons: 9
Coding region: 1410-5612 (1400 amino acids)
Molecular function (GO): protein binding
Source: RefSeq, a predicted model, not a curated record
GACUCCGUUUUCAUAUGAAGUCUUUCAUUGGAGUCAGUUGAGUUGUGACCACGAACCGGUCCGGAUGUAUCAAUUACGGACUCUUUGUACAUAAUUCAAAAGAUCUUAAUAUUUUACACAUUCUUUUUUUCAUCGUGAAAACCAGACACUUGUUAUGUGAAUAGUGAGCUUGAAAUGUAUAAAUAUACAGAACUUUCAUAGUUUAUACAUUUUAGUUGAAAAAAUAUCAAGGCAAUAUUGAUGAGCUGACGAAGAACUUAUCAUUUCAUGGAGUCAUGAUUUUUGUGUUAUUCUGUUAAAAAAUGCGAUAAGGGAAUUAUAACAUAAAAUAGAUUGAUUAAUUUGUAUAUUGGAAUUGUGUGUAAUUGAUAUCAAAGUUUUUGUUAAGACUUGGAUGCGAUGUGUUUAUACAAAAGUAGGAAGUGUCUUAUCAAUUUAAUUUAAUUGAAAAGACUUCUCUCUUUGAAUUGUGUGAAAAGAUAUAAUGUUAUGAGGAAUCAGGCAUUAAUGGAGCAUCACAAAAGACUAAACAAAUCAUGUGAGAUUUGUAUUAUGUAUAGAACGUGGAUGAUGAUUAAGAAGAAUUGUGUAAUGAAUAUAUGUAACGUGCUAUUAGGUGAGAUUCCUUCAAAUCACACCUAUUUUAUACUCCUAUAAUUUUUAACACAUUUAAUACACGACAAUUCUUUCUCUUGAGCAGUAAUAAGAAUGUGUCGUAAAAAUUUCCAAUGAAGUGGUAUUGUAAUGCUUCAAAUCAAUAAAAUAUGGUCGGUGAAUGAUUGAAUACAGGUUUUAACUGAGCCUUGUAGAAGGGAAGUUAUAUUUACCUAGUGAACGUCGAUAUUCAGAAUUGUAAGUGUGAUCUUUUAUAAAAGUGAGACUCUCGUGGAACUAAUAUAUAAUAAACUCCCAUAAUAUUUUGCCGUGCAAAUAGUUACAUUAUAGCGUGAUUGAUAAACGAUUAGUUUUAAUUUAGUUUCAUAUUACACUAUCCUGUGAACUGUAUGUCGUAAUAUACCUGAAGGAUUUUUCUGGUAUAAUGUGUAGCAAAAACACUUAAAACAAGUAGAGAAUAUGCAAGAAGUGAAAAGAAGUAGUUCAAAAUUAAGAAAAUCCGAGAUAAUAAAAUAGUGCAUUAUGUUGUAAAUGAGUAGCAUAUAAAAAAAUCAGAGGAAAUAAUGCUACUUGGGAGUGUUAAACAGUGAUUCUUUACACAUUUAAUUGUUAGAAAAUUCGUAUUAAAAUUGAACUUUAUUUUUUACAUGCCAUUCGGUAUAAAUGCCAAUUAAUAUUGAGCUGAGCGAGAGCAAAAGUAAGCUCUAUAAUUUUCCAAAUGUUCAACUUGUUCUUGUGAAAUACUCAAAAGCAUAUUGUGGUGUGGAUGCUAUAAGUUGGAUCACGUUUAAAAGAUGCCAAUAACGAAAGAACAGUGCAAUGAGAAGGGCAAGAAGGAGAGUCUUCUAAGGCCCUCCAGUGGCCUGAGCUACAGUGUAUUAGAUUUACAAUCAAUUCGAAGAUUGCUAGAAAGUGAGACGACCAGCAGCGAUGGUGAUACAUGUCCAAGUUGUCAAAUGCCAUUUGACAAAGGUAAAAAGCGGAAAUUAAUUGAUACCUGUGGACAUGAGCGUUGCUACUCAUGCAUGUUCAAAAAUGAACAGUGUCCUACUUGUAACUCUGGACAGAAGUCGUUUCAAUCCACAAACACAUCUGGCAAUAAUGGUAAAUUAUCAGCUAAUGGUGGUUGCCAUAUUCAGGAAAGUGAUUUGCAAACAUCUUCAGGGUCAAGUGUUGCACAAAGAAGCAGUGAGUUGAUCAAGUCGAGAUUCAGUUCUGUCUCGCAAUUGCUGCAGAUUAACCGAAAAGACUCCAAGCAAGAAAACAUGAAACAUAUAAAUCAUGCGGCUCUCAAGAAGUCUGAAGAUCUAACAGCUCGCCUUUGUGCCACUCCUCCGCAGAAUCGUAGGAAGAUAUUUAACACGAAAAAUCUUCGUAGUCCUUUUGGUAGUCACCGUCGAACAGCAUCGACUACGGGAACAAUUGAGAAUGCAUGCAAUAGAUCAGAUGAUGAUGGUGAAGCUUCGAAAGAGAAAAUGUAUAUAAGUGGAAAAAUGAAGGAUGCAGAACUUCAUGCAAGAUUAGGCUUUUUCCUGGACAAUCCCUGCCGAAAUAGUGUUGAUAGUGCCAUAAAACAACCUCUUCAAUCAUGUACAUCAUUAGUAUCUACAAAUACAAGUCCAGUUUCCACCUUAACUGGGUCCUCAGAUGCCGACAUGUCUCGUGUCCUUCAGGACUCUGGUGUCUACAUUGGAGGUUCCAACUCAAUUGGAUCUCUCAUGUCUAUGUCCAUUUCCGAACAGAGCAAUAGUUCUUUGAGUCCAGUCACAAGGCGACACUCCGUUACAACAUCUCAAGCUGGAAAUGUGGAAGAUCUAACAUUAUUCAAGAAUCGUCGAGUUCCCAUACGAAGAUCUGCAAGAUCAGGAGCUCUCAAAGGCCCAGUAGAUCCUAAAAUUCGUUUUGCUCAAUACAGACAAACUCAGCAAUUAACGUUGAAACCUUUGUUCUUUGAGGUGCCUGUUCAGGAGCAGGAGCCUCUUUUCAUUGGCCGUCAAUGGCUUAUGAGGGAUAUAUCAAACAUUAUUAAUCAGACUGAUUCACAGGGCAUCUUGUUGCAAGGCAGUCCUGGCACGGGAAAGACAGCUGUUUUGCUGCAACUUGUGGAUCAUUCAUGUUUUGGCCGCCGACGAAGUGAAGCAAUGAGAGACAAUGAGGGCAUCUACUGCCAAGUUAAUGUGGUUAAUGAGCGAAUUAAAGCUCUCUCGUCAUACAUCGUGGCAUAUCAUUUUUGUCAGGCUGAUAACAAUUUAACGUGCCUUGUACCGGAUUUUGUACACUCGCUGGCAGCGCAGCUGUGUCAGGCACCUCAAUUGUGUGCAUACCGUGAUUAUCUGCUUGGGGAAUCGCACCUGCAAAAUAUUCUCAGUGUAAAAGAAUGUAUUGCUGAUCCCGAAAGAGCACUCAAAAUGGGUAUUUUGGAGCCCCUUAUUACACUAAGGCGUUCAGGAAAUAUCACAGCUAAGAACUGCGUUAUUCUCAUUGAUGCUCUAUGUGAAGCUGAGUAUCACAGACCUGAUCAUGGUGAUACUUUAGCUACAUUUUUGGCUAAGAUGGUAGCCCAUUUUCCACCAUGGCUGAAAGUUGUGGCUACAGUGCGAACUCAAAUGAUGGAAUUUGUAAAGAUGCUUCCACUUACUCGACUCUCCUUGGACAUAUCGAAUGAUACCACACAGAAGGAUAUCUAUGAAUAUUGUACAUUUAGGCUCAAGACUAGCUCAUCUAUUGUUAACAAUAUCCAUCCAAGUGGAAAAGAGGGAAAUAUGUCGAAUCAGAAUAAGUUCAUUCAGUAUUUGAUUUCACUGGCCAAGGGAUCAUUUCUGUUUGUGAAGCUUACUUUGGAUCUCAUUGAAUGUGGCCAUUUAGUCAUAAAGUCUUCCAGCUAUAAAGUACUUCCGGUGUCUCUGGCACAAAUCUUUCUGCUCAGGUUCAAUCUCAAAUUCCCCACGGUGACAAAGUAUGAAAGGGUGUCUAAUAUUCUGAAUGUCUGCCUAGCCACUCUCUAUCCUCUCACUCAAGUGGAGAUCUUUUACUCCAUUAAUGCUCUCCAUGCGAACAGCCCACUGACAUGGCAAGAGUUUGUAGAGAGUUUCAAUGAGCUGUCAGAUUUAUUGGUAAAACGCCUGGAUAACACCUAUAUGUUCUUCCAUCCAGCUCUUAGAGAGUGGCUCAUAAGGCGUGAUCCCAGUGAAAGUAUGAAGUUCCUCUGUGACUUUCGCCUUGGCCAUGCAGCUAUUGCCUUUCGUCUGUCACGCCUUCAUGCUCCACUGGAUGGAGAAUUGUCUUUAGAGCUGGGACAUCAUAUUCUCAAGGCUCAUAUCUAUCGCAAUAGCAACCACAGUCUCUUGCCACGUGAUCUUCAGGCGUACUGGAUUGCUUCAGUAACUGACAAUAUCUCAUCAUCUCUCUGUACCCUGCGCAAUGUCUACAGUCCUAAUAUCAAGGUUUCUCGACUGCUUCUUUUAGCUGGUGCUUCUCCUGAUUUUGUGACAGAUUUUGUUGGAAAUGCUCCAAUACUGUGCAUUGCUGCAUCUGAGGGAAUUGUAUCGAUGGUGAAUCUCCUGUUGGAAUUUGGUGCAGAUGUGGAAAAGUGCAACAGUCAGGGAAAUACGCCUCUCAUCUUGGCAUCAGCCAAGGGACAUUGUGAUGUUGUACGGCAGCUUGUAGCAGCUGGAAGUGCUCUUGGACACACAGAUACUUCUGGGAGAUGUGCUUUGGUUCAUGCAGCUAGAUCUGGAAAGUUGAAUGUUGUAAAAUAUCUGUUGGCCAGUGAUUGGAUUGGACGUGAUGGAUUCAACGAUAUGAGUCUUUCACAAGCAGCACAACAAGCCCUUGUGGCUGCCUCAUCUCAAGGUUCCACGGACAUUGUGGAGGAACUUCUGGAUUCGGCAGAUGUCUGUAUUGACGGAGAGGACAGUAUCACAGGUGAGACUGCUCUCACUGGAGCAGCAAAGUGCGGUUGUGUGGAUACUGUAACGGCCCUUUUGGCCCGCGGUGCUUCCUGUGGGGCACGAAAUCGAAAAAAUAUAUCUGCCCUGUUGGUUGCUGCCAAAGAUAAUCAUCGGGCUGUGAUUGAACGUCUCAUACAGUACCAUGUUGACUUGGAGGAUUCUGACAAUGAUGGGAAGACAGCAGUAAUUGUUGCUGCACAGGAAGCCAAUAUGGACGUUAUUGAGGUGCUCGUAGAACGAGGGGUGAACCUGGAGAAAAAAGAUAAUGAGGGUCUCACGGCUCUGAGUUGGUCAUGCUUGCGUGGUCAUCUGCAGACUGCCACAUAUUUGAUUGAGAAAUUGGCCAAUAUUCAUCAUACAGAUAAAACAGGCAGAACACCCCUUGAUUUGGCUGCAUAUCAGGGAUCAGGAGCUUUAGUACAGAUGUUACUAGAUCGCGGAUCGCAGAUUGAGCAUGUGGAUAUCAAUGGCAUGAGACCACUCGACAGGGCUAUAGCGUGCCGAAAUGUUCAGAUAAUACAGGUUUUUCUCAAAAGAGGCGCCAAACUGGGACCGACAACGUGGGCAAUGGCUUCAGGCAAACCAGAGAUAAUGCUACUCUUGUUGAAUAAAUUACUAGAGGACGGCAAUACACUGUACAGGAAGAAUCGCCUUCAAGAAGCAUCCCACAGAUAUCAAUAUGCACUGAAGAAAUUCCCUUUAGAUAAUUCAGAGCACAGUUCAACAUUCAAUCAGCUGAAGGUCAACUUUCUACUAAAUCACUCGCGAUGCAACAGAAAAAUGAAUAAUAUUGCAGAGGCAAUUGAUUUAGCAACGCAGGCGAUUGAAAUGAACCCAGAAAGCUAUGAGGGAUUUCAUCUGAGAGCAAAAGCUUUGUUGGAAUGUGGGCAAGUGGAGAAGGCAUUUUCUGACUCAAAAUCUGCCCUUCAGCGAGGACAAACAGCUUCUAUGGAUAUUAAAAAUGUCCUAAUUCGAUUUCACGAUGAGGUACUAAAGAGAAAAGCAUAUCUGCUCACACACGAGACCGAUUCAUCUACAGAUCUAUAAAUUCAAUUUGCAUAUAUUACCCCAUUUUUAUAAAAAAAAAACAGUAGCUAGAAAAAAAUGUAUACAUAUUGCAAGACAUUUAAUAUAAAAUAUUUCUUUUGUAAGAAAAAAAUAUGAAAAUAAUUGAUAAAAAAAAUUGUUUGGCAUGAAAAGACUGAUUAACGAGUUAUCGCUUUUCUUUUUCCCCCAAAAUUAUUUUUCGCUAUUUCUUUAAUAAUAAUUUUUUUUCUGUAAAUUGCUUAAAGCAUUUAAAGUUUGUGUUAUUUAAAUUAUUUAAAUUAUUUUUUAUAAUUCCUAAUUUCCAACCGCAUAUGUAAUAUGGACAGAGAUAUAUGAUAGCUAUUUUUUGUGUACUUUUUUUAUAUUAUGAAUAAACAAAUUGCUUCUUUAAAAAAAAAGUAAAUAAACAAAUCCGAUCUCUUGAUGGCAGAGGAACUCUGAUGGGAAAAUUAACUACGAGAAAACAACCAAAUUCACAUCCAGUUCUAUAUACUUCCAUCAUUUAUUUCCCAAAAAAAAGAUCAUCCUCUUUGUUUUCAUAUGUAUAACUUAAUUAAUAUUUCAUUAUUUAUACAUAUAAAGACGUUAAAUUUCAACAGAAACAGAAUUAAUUCAAAAUAGUGUUUUCGUGAAUGGUGUAUCAAACAAAAAAAAAAAAAAGAAAA